GAAUCGCCUGCCUGCAAUCGGUCUGCAGGCAGCAAUAAGUUAGGUGAGUUCGGAACUCCCACCUCUCCUCAUCCGUAUAACGCGAACAGUUCGCUUGCAGAUUUAAAACUGACAGCAUCUACGACGACCCUAUCGGACAAAGAUCCUCGAGACAUUAGUAACAACGGCUUCAACCGCUUCGAUCCAAAAUACGUCAGCAUCGGUCCAAAGGCGAUCCGGGCAGUAGGGAACCAGAUGACGACCAACGUGAACAAAUGUGCCACUUUGCGGCAUGGAGGUCGCUACGGAGGUUCUCUAACGGCUGGGGUUGCUGGAGGAGGACGCGGUACCAGUCCUAGUCCACUACUGAAAAAUGUGCAACAACCUGUUGUGGCCCAAAGCAAUGCGCAUUUUAAGCAUCCUCAGCAGCAGCAUACCCAGCUACAGGACAAACCGGAUCGCCAAUCAUCGAAUCAACAAAAAUUAAACAUUUCAACCGUCUCCAAAGAUUACAAUCAGUCGUACUCGUGUGCUACUCUUCCGUACAAAAAACCCAGUGGAUUCUCGGAACAGGUUACUACGUCAAUACUAAAAAAGGAAAGCAAUCUAGACAACAAGCAUCACCCGACGGUUUACAGUAUCGACACGUCCUACCACCAGCAGGCUGCUCAAUCAACUCAACAGCAUCACCGUUCGCUUUCCAGCACCAAUCAGUUAUACCACGAAACGGGAGCUGGAUCAGCAUUCGCUAGCCCACCGCCAUCUUCAGCAUCUACGGCCACCACCAGGAGUAACGUGUCGAUUAUCAAUCAACCACUGCCAGAGAUUCCGAUUUCCGCUCAAAGCAUGAAAAACAAUCAACAGCCACUUUGUGCUGCCACGCUCAACCAGUAUCGAUCACUGCAGCGACCCAACAAGCAGAGCGGCCUGACACUGAAGGAAUCGUCUCCGCAACCACAGUCACAGCAUCAUCCUCCACCACAAAUACAGCAGAAGCCGUCGAUACCGCCCAAGGUUACUCCACCGAUGCUUCCCCCGAAGAAUCGUCAUAAAGACGACGCCGUAUAUCAGUCUCGGACCGCAUCGGUCUCAUCCUCCAUAAGACCUCAGCAACCAUUACCUCAACCUCCCUCGCAUCAGUCAUCCUCAUCUUCGCUACAAUCGUACGGACUCGCUGGUACUGGCAGUGGCCACGUCACUAAGACAAACUUUAACGCAAUUCAGCAACAGCUGCAAAAUCAACUGCACUUCAAACAGUACCAUCAACUAACCCAGCAGCCCUGGCAACGGGAGCAGCUGUCCGGCCAUAACGCAGCAUACCAACAACACAGCUACGCUGCUCAUGAACGUGGAUACGAGCAAAAAUCUAGCCGAAACCGAUCCUACUCUGGUAGUAGCGAUCGCGAACAGUUACAUCAGCAGCAACAGCAGCAGCAGCAUCAACAACAGCAAAAAUCGAGCAAUAUCGAAAAACAGAAGCAAAGCUACCAAACACUGCCCAAGAAUCAUCACCACUAUCACGGUCAGGGAGCCAACACGUCGUCCUUUACUACUCAAUCGCCUGCGCAGCAACAGCAGCAACAGGCUAUGUCACACCAUCACCACUACCCGCCGCAACAGCCACAACAACAACAACAAAUGCAACAGCAACCACACCAUCAGCAGUCACAGCAGGCUGUGACUCAGCAGGCACCACAACCGAAAAGCAUUCUGAGCAAAUCGCGGUCCAACGAGGCUAGGGAGCGAGAGCGUGAACGGGAGCAACGGGAACGUGACCGGGACCGAGAUCGUGAUCGCGAUCGGGAACGUGAACGGAGUGCGCAUCGAGGCCACAGCAGCCACGAGUAUCACCAUGAUGCACGCUCGGAGGCCAGCAAGAAUCCGAACGUUUACUACCGAUCGCUGCAGCGGGGCGGACUACAGGCCAACAAUGAUCUCUACUCGGUGACGGAAUUGUGAGAAAGGUUUGAUUUUUAAGUUUGUUUCUAGAUGUGGUUUGGUUUUUUCUUUCGGGAACUUGUCGGAUGGACUUGGUGGAUGUUUGAAGGGUUUCUUUCUCAGAAUUUUCUAUUUCUCUAUCGGUACUUGUCUAUUGGGUCAUUUCUGAAUGAGAUCCAAACAUUGUUACUUACCGUUAACGUUGUGUAAAUCUCUGAACAUCUGUUAGUUAUGUUUCUGCAUAUUUUGAUGGAUAUUUGCUAUGCAACGACCAUAGCAGUCAGUUGCUAAUGACUAAAAGCCCUAUUGUAAUUUUAUCUGGGUAUCUCCGAAAUAGAUGUUUUUCAUUAACAGAAACUAUUCUGUCGCAAAAAACCUUUACUGUCAAGGUUUUUUUCGUUUUAAUUUUUAAAACAAUCUCACAAAAUCAAAUAAUAUCAAACAUCCACCGCGAUAAAGUUAUCCAUGUUUACGAAUCUUUUUCGUACUGCCCUCCAUUUGAAAUCUGGAAUGAGGUUAUCAAUAGUGCAACGAUAAACGAAUUACCGUCGGCGCAGAACCGGGAAACCGGUCGCUUGAAUUUUAUUUUCGAUAAGUUGGAUAAGUUAUCCAUCAAGGACUGUCAACAUCCCGAUUACGUGAGCCCCCAUUCCCCGGCAAGACAGGUAGACAGGCUGGCAGGUGCAGCAGAAAGCAAAACGAAAACAAUACGUAACCAAACGAAACUAGCAUACACACAAACUAACAAACCAGAACAGAUCGUUCCGAUCUGACAGCACCGGUAGUGGCAGAGUUUGUACAUAGACGGAUAGAGUACUGUUUUUACUUAACUAAAACGCAGUGUAUUUUAGCUCAAAACCAACAUUUCUCACGAUUUAAAUAUAGACAGAUGAGAAACAAAAGAAAAACUGAUGCUGCACCCCUUAGGAGCGCACGCGAUCAUGCGAUUGUUGUUAAUGUUACUGAUAAUCUUCAUAGUAUAGACGAAAAAGCAAAACAAUACGAAAACAAGUGUAUUAAGAUAGGAAUUAGUCAAUCUGAAAGUAAAAGCUCAACACAAUUCUAUCAAUCCACUCAUACAACUGAUGGGAUUUACACUAUAGCAAUUGAAAGUAAUGCAAAUUGGUCAACGCUAAGGUUAGAUGUACCAGGAAAAAAAUAACGACCCCAAACAAGCCAAAUCACACAAUCAUUCGAUGACAUUCAUCUGUAUUACCUUAGGCACAUUUAAGCAUCCAUUCCAUCGGUUCGCUUGCUGCGACACGAAACCCGAAGUUGUUGAAAACCGUAACACCAUUUAGGAAAAUCAAAAAUACAUUUAGAAAAAUACGGAAAACAUCAAAAUUUUGCUUUGAGUUAGUUUUUUAAUUUUGAAAAAAAUAUUCGAAAGAUAAAUUAGUGCGUAAUCAGCGAUUGACAUGUGUCAGGGUGGUAUGCAGUUUUCAUGGCUACAAAAGCAGAGCCGAGAGAGUGAACUUGUUUCUUUUUAUGUUUUAACGACAUUCAAUUAGCAAGGAACUGGAUGAGAAGACGUAUUCUUUAGUAUUAGGAGCCAUCGGACUCAAGGAAGAUCAAGGGUGUGAAGGAAGAAAGUUUAGAAAAGCGUGGAAUAGGAUCAUAUGAGCAAGCUUAGAGUUUAUCGACGACUUAACCUUUUGUCUUCUACCGCAGAAAUCAGGAUAUUUUGGCACUUUUAUCGAAUGUGAGUCACCUGAGUUUGAUUUCCACUGCAACUGUUUUCUGGUAGAUUCCUUAUUGAACAGACAUCCGUGGUGACAGGAUAUUUCUCCCCUUAGUUGAAACAUUUGGGAUCUGAUUCCUCAAUUUGCUGAAAACUAUCCUGAUCAUGAUCAACGUCAUAGAAAAGUUUCUAGUUCCGUGAUCUGAGUGGAGGCUUUCAACGCAUUGACGUCGCGCUGCUUUCGUUUGUAUCAAACCGACGUCCGAUGAUCAUCAGCAUCUAUAACACAUACCUAUACGUUCAAUAGCCAAAUUUUCAGCACCGUUUAUUGCUCAGGAACAAUUUUGCAUAGAUUGUAUCUUAUGGUUGAUGACAUAUAGCUUUUACACCAUGCUUUUGGUAGAAUUAUUCCGCUAGGUAGUUGUGAGUAUUAGUACUGAACAGUUUGUGAGCCCGAGUAGCUCCAGAGAGGUUCGCACAUGCAUAUCAACCGAGACUUCCAUCGGAGGCUUCAUCUACGGUUACUUGCAGAAAUUUAGCGAAUUGCUCUUUUCGAAUUAUCUACGAAUCGGUGAAGCCUUCUUCGGAUGGAAAUAGGCAGUUUUGAGGCGUAUGAUUGUUUUGUGAUGUCUUUUAUAGUGAUAGUUUAUAGUUUUAUAGUGAUGUCUUUUAUUUGAAUCACUUCGGGCUUCUUUGAAAACGAAUUCACCUAAGCGAGAACUAACCUUUGAUAGGGUCGGCAUAAUCUAGAUAUAUCCGUUGCCACGGUUAUUUCCAAGGCUGCGUUUAUGUUAUUUUUCGCCCCAAUAGCGCACCCAUUGCAGGCUUCAAUCAGCUUGGAAAUAUUUACGUUGAUAUUUUACUAUUAAACGUCUUGACAGGCAAUGAAGCGCAUUCGUUCAGGUCCAGGGUAUAUCACUUAGACAGUUUUACCCAUUUAAGGAAUAAUUCUGGCAUUAGACAUUCUUUUACGACUGUGAGAGACUCCUGUCACUAGCAGAAUAUUCAUGGUUCCGGUUUCCGAACAAAGACGACAGGAGCCAAUCAUCAAAAUCAACAUGAUUUACCAGCGCUCGUAAUCCGUGGGAUCAAUAGAAUCCCCAUCCAGUCAUCCAAUCUGUCCACAUCUUUGUCGCAGUGGUGUGUGUAUCGGUUCAACGACUUGACAAAAGUGUGGUCGUUGUCUUUGUCGCCAUGUUUCUUGACAUUGAAUUUAGUAGAGUUACAUAGCGAAGCAAAUUUCUAAAGGCAGUCUUCGUUUCGACAUAAAGGAAAGAGACACCAUCACCAGUUACACUGAAUCAGCGCGAUCCACUGUGCGCAUUUAUCAAUAGAAUUCUGGGCAAAUCAUUUCACACACACACACACACAUACACACACACAAACACAAAUUGGGGGUUUGUUUUCCUCCAGCUGUCAGCCAAUUUAACCCUUGCAUGCCCAACUUUUUUCUAGUGCAUGA
Messenger RNA from Topomyia yanbarensis, 5060 nucleotides. RefSeq lists its product as uncharacterized. The transcript has 2 exons. The annotation marks the transcript as partial. The record is from RefSeq and is a predicted model, not a curated record. NCBI's taxonomy places the organism in Eukaryota, Metazoa, Arthropoda, Insecta, Diptera, Culicidae.